AUGGCAGGAAUUUUCACGCCGACAAAUCAGAUCCGACUUACAAAUGUGGCGAUUGUGAGGAUGAAAAAGGGCGGUAAAAGGUUUGAGAUAGCCUGCUACAAAAACAAAGUGAUGUCGUGGAGAAAUAAAGUAGAGAAAGAUAUUGAUGAGGUUCUGCAGACCCACACCGUAUUCACCAAUGUAUCAAAAGGACAGGGCGCUAAACGAGAAGACCUCGUCAAAGCAUUCAGCACUGAAGACCAGACGGAAAUAUGCAGACAGAUCUUGGCCAAGGGUGAGCUGCAAGUCUCUGAGAAGGAGAGACAACAGCAGCUAGAGUCAAUGUUUCGUGAUAUUGCCACCAUCGUGGCAGAGAAGUGCGUUAACCCGGAGACCAAGAGGCCAUACACGGUUGGGAUGAUCGAGCGAGCUAUGAAGGAUAUUCACAUAUCUGUCAAGCCUAAUAGAGGAACAAAGCAGCAGGCACUUGAUGUCAUCAAGAAGUUCAAGGAGACGGAAACUAUGCCUAUUGAUCGCGCCCAGAUGAGACUGAAGAUCUUGCUUCCCAUCAAAGAGGGCAAAAAAAUCAAGACCAAAUUGAAAACGAUGAUAAAAACGAUGGAACGAGAAGAGUUUGGAGAGCAGCUUGAGAUGGUGUGUCUUGUGGAUCCUGGCUGUUACAGAGAGAUGGAGGAUCUGAUUCGCUCAUCCACCAAGGGCCAGGGCGUCAUCGAAGUCCUUGAUCUUAAAGAUGUCGAGGAAGGAGACGAAAAAUUAGAAUGAAGAGGGGAACAAAUCUCGGCAUAAAGUCUCUCUUGCCGAAAUUAUAAUCACAUGAGGAUGUUUCUUAAUACUCCUUUACAAAUGAGGCCGCUGCGGGAAUUGGUCUCUGGGACCAGACUAUUUCAUGAUGUUGGAAUUUGAUGGGAGCAGUGAGCUAUCUAUUUUGAAAUGAUAGUGUCUUGUAAGUCUUGUCCCCUGACCUUAAGUAAAACUAAAGGUUACUACAGCGGGUACAGUUUUAACAAUGAACUGCACAAACCUGAGAUGUUGUUUGGAAUCUAGGCUUUGGUAUUAUUUAGUUCAAGAAAUCAACUGCAUGAAAAGUAUUGCGUAAAAGCUCAAAUUGCAUGCAUCGCAAGUUUUAUCAGAAUUGGCACAUUGUGAGGCCUGUAUGCUUCGUUUUGGAAAGGGCAAGGGCACCAAGGCUUGUUCUCCUUGGUAAAAGGCAUCCUAUGAGGA
Molecule: messenger RNA, 1221 nt
Organism: Asterias rubens (European starfish)
Lineage: Eukaryota; Metazoa; Echinodermata; Asteroidea; Forcipulatida; Asteriidae
Product: ribosome maturation protein SBDS-like
Exons: 5
Coding region: 1-762 (253 amino acids)
Biological process (GO): cytosolic ribosome assembly; ribosome biogenesis
Source: RefSeq, a predicted model, not a curated record